UGUAUUGAUAUUUUCAGAGACACCAUUGAUAGAUGGCUGAGUUGAGUGUUGAGUAUGGCAGCGUGUGAUAUGGUCACAUCUUCCUCUUCCUCAUCGUACGGACUUCAUCAAGCCUCUCUGAUUCACAUCCCACCAUCAUCGGCCGACCAAUCACCUACCACCGUCCUCAGCAAUGGCACCAUGGGUAGCACCAGCAGUCUACUGGCAGACAGUGGUUACCGUGGCUACAGCGACACCACCACAAACAGCAACAGUUCUGUCUUUGAGGAGCCCCCUGCCCCCAAUGACGAUACCGAGUCGAUAGGUCCCCCAAAGCUCACUCCAAUUAGUGGAAAGCUGGAAAAGACCAAAGAAAAAAAGCUGAUCAAACCCAUCGCUGUCAGGUUUGCAUCUCCAAACACUUCUCCCACAGACACAUACAAACAGAUCUCUCCUCAGUCUCCCUCGUUAUCGGAUACCAUGGCAACGUACUCACAUCCUCCUGAUAUCCUGAUGACCAACAAUAACCAUGGUUUCUCUGCCGGGAAGCACUUUGGGAAACCACCCACCAAGGCUAUGUCUCUACAGGACAUCACUCCGAUGCAGCAGACGUAUAGGACAAACGGGCACCAAAGCAACCAUAGUUCCAACGGCCACCACCAGUCCACGCUCCCCCACAAGGGUGAUGCCUCCCAACGCUCCGCUCUGCACCAGAAACUCCAUCAGGCGCAGUCUCUGAAUUUCAUCAACCGCGGCGGUGGCUGGGCAAACAUCCAUCAGAGUGGAACCGUCCAUGGGAAGAUUGGCAAUGGAGGGCGUCACCGCAGCCAUAGCCAGUCCAUGUACCCUGGAGAUGGACAGCGCCCCCUAGUGGCCUCGCAUGGGCAGGACACUAAGCAACAUAGCCAUCCUAACCUGACAUCGCCAAGGAAUUACGGGGAAGACCACGUCUAUGCUCCAGUCUCGGUUUCAUCGGUACCGGAGGAAUCAGAUUUGGCAGAGGAGAAUAGGAUCCUAAGGAAUAAAGUUCAGAACAAGCAUGAUCAGGACAUGAAGCACCAGCUGGUGACGAUGCGGGACACAAUGGAGGUCAACGAGCAGACCAUCUUCCAGGUCCAGGAUGAGAAACGGCGGGACUACGAGGGCCGCAUCAACCGACUCCAGACCCAGCUCCAGCAGGAGAAGGAUUCCUCUCUCUCACAGCAGAGAUCUCAGCAGCAAGAGAUUUACAGACUAGAGCAGGAUAGGAAACAAUUGAAGCUGAGGCUGGAGGACCUACAGAAAGAACUUUCAAGACACAAAGACAAUGGCAAGAAGGUGGAGGAACAACAAUCAGUAUUAGCUGAAAGCCAGCAAGAAAUCACAAAUAAACGAUACGAGAUCAAGCGUCUCGAGGAAAGCGUGAAGCGAUCUAAAGACGAACUGCAAUACGAAAAGGAGAAUGUGAAGCGAUUGCAAAUCGAGUUGGACAAAGCAAGGUUGCAAGUGACUAAAAGGACCAAUGGUGGCCAGCAGCAUUUGUUGAGUAAGAAGGAAUCAGAGUUGUCACAAGUGAAGGCUGAUGCCAAAAAGACAAUGGACCAAAGGGACAGCUUGAUGCUGAGGGUAAAGAACCAGGGUGAUGAGAUCGAUAGAUUGGGGGCGCUUGUCAAAACAAGAGAACAAGAACUGGCCCAGGAAAGAUGUGAAGUGGCAUACUUGAAAGAGGUCAAUGAAAGAAUGACCAGUGCGCUGAAAGAGAAGGAAGAGAAAGUUGAAAAGACAAAGGGAAGCGUGGAGGGUAGUUCUCACAAUUCAAAAAAGAUUGAUGUAGUUGAACUUGAGCUUGGUAGGACAGUGGAAAAAUUACAGCAGCUACAGACUGAGAAAGACAUGGAGUCUGCUCGGCUGCAGAAGAGAAUCGCAGAGAAAGAUGCUGAUAUUAAGAGACUUCAAGGAAGAUUACGAGAGCGUGGAAAGGGGAAUGAGCGUAAUGGUGUUGAUAAUAAGACAAACCCUACCCAGAGACGUCUUGAACAGGAUAGAUUAGAACUGCAAGCAAAGUUAGUGAAGCGAGAGCAAGAGCUCAGGCAAGCGAGGCAACAGGUUUUGACGCUUCAAACACAAGAGCGUAACUCGGGUCCAGCACUGUCAAACUCUAUACUUCAGAAGAAGGAAGCAGAGUUGAAGACGUGUCAGGAGAAACUCCACCAACGGCAUGCAGAAAUCACCUACAUAAGGGAAAAACUUGGUGAACGAGAUGCAGAAAUGACUGCCUUGAAAGUAAAACUAGACAGGGUACAUAGACAACUCCCUGAGAAUGGUCGAAGGUCAGGUUCUUUAGACAGGGAACUGUCUGGAACACGAGCAGCAAAACAGCAGCUUGAAUCACAUGUAAAAUCCCUCCGGGAAGAGAACGCUCGUCUCAAGGAAAAACUAAGUCGGGUGGCUGUUGGAGUGAGGACACUCUCUGAAAGCCAUUUGAACCUUGCAAAACUAUCCAUGGUACCCUCGGUUCCAGACAAACCAAAGUUUGAGCGUACGGAUCCCAAGGCUGUUGGUCAGCUCCAAAAGGAGGUUGCCAGUUUAAAACAGGAGAUAUCACGUUUAAAUGAAGACAAGGAUAAGCAAACGUCAGAGUUUCGCCAAGAGCAUGGUAUUUGGCAGGAGGAGAAACAUCGGGUCAUCGCCUACCAGAAGCAGCUACAGCUCAACUAUGUGCAGAUGUGCCAGAAAAAUAAAAAGCUGGAACAAGAAGUCCAACAACUGACCAAAGAACUAGACAAUGAGGAAGUCAUACAGUGUUAGUGAUGAUCUUCUUAUGCUUUAUAGAGGGUCAGUUUGUACACAGUCCAUUCCAUGCACUCAGCCAGAUGUUUUGAUGAUUGUUGAAAGAAUGUGUCUCUAAGUCUUUUACCGGUAUCAUUUUCAAGAGUAUCAUUGAGGUAAAGAUAUUCCUGCUCAGAAACAAAAACAGUUGUAAAGGUUCUCAAAAUGUCCAAUGCCAGAGUUGCUCAUGAUUGCCUAGAGGAUACAAUUUACCAAUGUUUACAGGCAAGUGGUCUUGAGAAGCAGCAUAGUUUGAUAAGGAAGAGUAAUGUUUAGGUGUUUUUUUUUAAAUAUUGAUGAAGCAGUUACACUGCAGAUCCAGCUAUGGUAGGGUGAAUGACCUACUUGGAUAGGAACUGGGCAACAGGUUUGGAUAGACAUAUUUUAUUCUAAAAAUAAGACCAUGAAAGCUAUACACUGCCAAGAAUGAGAUCACGCCUGUGGAUCUAUAAACAGAAUUAUAGUGGAUUUGGCUGUAAAGUUGAUAGUCACUGCCGCAUAUUACAUGCAUUGUUUUACUUGGAAGAUUACCAGAGGAUUUAUUAACAGAUGUGCACAAAUUAUAACACAGCAAAUUGCAAAAGAAAUGGAAGAUAAAAUUAAACAUAUUUUCUACAAUUAAUUUUUUUCUCUAAUUUUGAAAGUUACUCAAUCAAGAAAUAUAAACAAUUAUACUCUCUGACAUCACCUAAUAUUUCAAAUAUAUUAUACUUAUUUUUUGCAUUGAAAUUUAUGUGUGUAAUUUCAAUUUGGAUGUUACUCUGUUUGGAGCUGUUAACAACCAGAAAUAGCAUUCAAAUGAGAUAUUUGUGUGAGGUGAAAAUUCCUCUUUCAAAUAGGGAUGUCAAACAUAAACAUUUAUUUUAACCAUUAUUGGGUCAUGAUAAUUGUAUGAAUAAUCAGCACAUCCAAUUUCUACUAUCUCAUUUUUAUUGUGAUCGUGUAAGUAUUUCUGCAAGUGAAAUAUGUGUAGAUUUAUGCAAGUUUUGGGUUAUUAAGUCUUCAUAAAUUUUAUGGUUAAAAAAUUUUAACAUACAACUCAACAUUUCAACUGCAAGUGUAUUAUGAUUGUGAACUCUAAUAGUAUUACUCAAUAUAUUUUUAGACAGAUUUUUUUAUGAGCUUGCUAUUCUGUUCACCAUAUUUUUCCAUACAUUAGAUUAUUAUGCAAAUCAUGCUCGAUGUAAGUAGCUGGUCUUCCAUGGCAACUCAUAGGAUUUUUUUCUGGCAGAUAACAAAUCAUGACAUUAAACUACUCAAUGAUAUACAGUACAGUACAGUACAGUACACUUUGAAUAUCUACUUGCACCAAUUGCACAAUGAAUAUACUGUAGUUGCAGUCAUUUUCCAUUUAUUGUGUAGUCCCUCUCUCAUACAAUGGAUGUGAUAAUGAUGACUGAAACAUCUAACGGGUUGUUCAUAUUAUAUUGGACAAAAAUACUAGGAAUGGUCUAGGUCUGAAUUGAAAUAUUGUAACAAUAUAACAAAGCAAUUUAAAAGGUAAUUAUAGGUUAAUAAGUUCAUGCUACCUAUGUGGGGAAGUUGAACAGAUUGAAUCAAGUUACAUGGUUUAAACUAUUAUUUCAUUGUUCGUAGAGUCGUUAUUAUUCAUAUCAUUAUUUGCAUUUGAUAACAUAAAUAUAUAUUCAUAUCAACUACUCAAACAUUGAAAUUAAUUUCUGAGACAAAAGGGGCCAUGUACACUACAAUUACUGACAUAACUGUCAGUGAUUUAUUGUUAGUACUGCUGUCUCUAUUUUUUUCAUGGGUUGAUGAACAAUUUAUUAUUUUUAUAGAGAUUUAUGAUAAUGGUGCUUACACAUACAGGUGGAAAUGAUAUGUUUGUUUUAUAUUUUCAACAGCAAUGAAAUGGUCGAAACUGUCAACGGUUGAAAGUGGUCCGAUGUAUGAUGGUAUAUUUUGAACAAUGAACACAUUUGGCGAUAAGAUGUGAGGGAAUGCGGGAUUAAGUGUAUGGCCUCCUUUUGAUUGAUAUUCAUACUGAUAGUCUCUUUUAUAUAUAUUUUUUAGUAAUAAUUGAUCUUUCCAUGUUAUAAAACUGUUAUACAGACUACAUUUUUUUGUCUUAUUGUACUCUUGAAAAUAUUGUUCUAUUUAUUUAUUUUCCUCUGUUUAUGCCCGCUCUUCUCUUGCCUCUUCCUACUGUUGUAUCUUCAUCUCCAUUUGAAGUCUUGUAUUUCUUUCACAUUCUCUUUCCUCUCUAUUUUCACACACAAAAUCUCUUCACAUUUUCCUUUCUCACUCCUCUCUUUUUACCUCGCUCAUUUUCUGUUUAAGUUGCUACCUUUCUCCUUUUCUGACUGUACUUGUUUUUAUGUUGAAUAUUCAUAUAUAUGUAUGUGUGUAUCAUCACUUUGGUAUUUGUAUGUCAUCAAAUUUCAUUUUACGAGGGGAGCACAUUAGACCAUAGCUUACACAUACAGUUGAACCAGGCUCCAGUGUAGUAAAAGCUGCUUAUAAAUGUAACUAAAAACUUGAACACAAUUUCUGAAUGUGCGGUUUUAAUUGGUUAAAAUUCAAAUUGCAUUUUAUUAUUGGAGUUGAUUUGAUUGAAACUCUUCCUGCAGCCGUUCCCUUAUGUUGGAAAUGAGAUGAAAAAAAAAAUCAUCUCAAUUCCCUUUGAAUUGCCAUUUUAGAAAAUGUCCAUGCAGGAUACACGUACAUCAUAGCACUAGAUGCCCUUUUAUAUGACCUGAAAAGCUUUUACUCAUACUUUUUCAUCAAACUGCUCAAACCUUCACUGCCGUAUUCCUCUUGUUCUAUUCAAAGCUAUAAUAAUAGCAGGGCCCGCUGGGAUAAUAGUUUUCGGAACUGAAGUGGCUACCCUGGGUAAAUAUGCCGUUAUUAUUAUUAUUAUAUUCAGGGUGGACCUCCAUCUAAACUACAUUCUCCUAUGUAUUGCAAAAGUUAAAUAUAGUAGAUUUUAUACAACUCAUACAAACAAAGAUUCUUGUAAUGUGAUUGGUUGAAAGCCAUUUUGUGCUGCAUGCAAAUUUAAUUUUCCAUUGCAUAGCGACCGUACUUUUUUAUUUUUCCAUCGUACGGUUGAGCUCUCUCCCUCGGUGUGUACAAAUUGAGCAUGUGUAUGUACAUACAUUUUGUAUGUGUGUUUGCGCGCAUCGAAGUAAGCGCAUCAACAAGGCGGCCACGCACUUCGAUUCAUGAAUCAACGCGAGUCACAUAAGAAUGAAAACAAUUAAAUGCUUUCGCACAUAGGGAAAAAUAAUCAUGUUAUCAGAGAAAAUGCGUUGCCAAAGGCAAAUAUAUAUAUUCCAUCUUUUUUUUUCUUCUAUUUUGUCAAUAACGCGAUCUAGAAGAGUUGUAUAAAUCAAAUGAUGCAUGUAUUCAUUCGUCCAUUAUGCGACCUAUCCACACUUGUUGAGGCUGUGCAUGUUAAUUUCAUUGCACGCAGCCUAAUGGCCUCAUUCAAUGAACAGAGCCUCAACUCGAGUGAGGAUAGAUCGCAUAAUGUACUCAUGUGAAUGCAUCGUUUGUAUAGCAAACUAUUCUAUUUCCUUCCAUUUUCCUGGAAACACCCAAACAAGUAUUCAUCCAUGUAAUCAUCAUGUAUGAUUUUAUUUAUCUAUUGUUUAUCAAGUCGUUGUUAUUUAAGAGUGUACAUACAUCAUAAAUAUUUGACAGGCUUUUAUUAUUCCUUGUAUGCCUGUACAAUGUAGAGAAAGAGAAAUCUUUUUUUAUAAUUCUAUUUUCUUGUAUGAUAAAAUAUAUGAAAAAGAUGUACUAUAUGUAAUUUGCUAUUAUUAGGGAGCAAUAAACAACUGGCUUCAAAGCCUUAAUCUUUGGAGCAAGUACAGGGGCCUGUAAGACAAAGGUUAGCGAUUGAUCGUAUAGUUGAUUUGUAUGAUUGAUUGCUUAUAAUGAUUAAUGUUAACAAGUGGGAUCAAGUGCUAAUCUUGUGUUAGUGUCCAGGGGCAAGUUACACAAAGCUUAGCAAUCAUCGUAGAACAUUUUUCUACGAUUGUUGCAUUGACUACAAUGUACAAUCAAUCAUAAAAAUCAAAUGUACGAUUGAUCGCAAACCUUUGUAUUAUGGAACCCAGGGGCCCGUCUUACAAAGAGUUGCAAUUGAUCCAAUAAAUGGUAACUCUAUGGAAAUCCAUCAGCGUCAUAAUAUUUUCUACGAAAAAUUUGCACAAUGUCCUUUGUAAGCAAAGAGAAGCGCAGUGAAUUUUCAAGAAAACAAUGAAUGCAUGAAUAUACAUCAUAUCUAGAAAAUAUUUGGAACAACUAUGCAUAAUAGAUGUUGACGUUGCUGGCCGUCCAUAGUUGGGAUUGAUCGGAUCAAUCGUAACUCUUUGGAAGACGGGUCCCAGGGUCUGCUUUCUUCUUGUGAUUUGAGGUUCAAGUGUAAACAGACAGAUUCUUCUCUGUAGUCAACAUAAUUUGGAAGUCUUCGAUGAUUUUUGAAAAUGAUAUUUUGCUAUUAACGAGAUCAUGUAACCAAGAUAUGACUAUUAAUAGCAUGGUUUAUGGAAAUAUGAGUAAGUAGUAUUAUAAUUUUAAUUGUUAAUAAAAACUCUUGGACGUGUAAUUUAAGUGGGAUACCCAGAGUAAUUUCUAUAUGUGUGAAUGAUUUGAAUACCCUGUAUUAUGGUGUAUAUUCAUUUAUAAAUGGCUAGGACAUAUGUGAGUGGUCCCUUUAAUAUUCAAACAUACUGCCUACACCAUUCAGGUAUGAAGUGAAUUUAAUUAUUGCCCCCCCCCCCCCCAUGUUGAAGACGAGCAGUUUCAUCCCCAUUAUUAUAUGUCUUCUGAUGCAGGACACGUUGGAUACAAUAUCCAACAUGUCCUGGUCGUAGACUAUUUUCAUACAAAAUUAAUUUCUACUGCUCUGUGCUUGAUAUUGUCUGUAUGUAUCUUAUUUACAAUUUUAUUCCAAGAUGUUAUAUCUUGGGGUUUUUUUAGGCCCCAAGUUAGUCUCUUAUUGCAUCGCUGUAUUAUGUCAAUUAGUUUCAUUCACAUUUGAUACCAACUGUUGACCUUGACCUGUAUGAACUCUGCCACUUAUGUUUCAAUUAAAUGUUUGAAACAAAUAUACAUCAAA
Molecule: messenger RNA, 7873 nt
Organism: Lytechinus pictus (painted urchin)
Lineage: Eukaryota; Metazoa; Echinodermata; Echinoidea; Temnopleuroida; Toxopneustidae
Product: leucine zipper putative tumor suppressor 2-like
Exons: 6
Coding region: 55-2766 (903 amino acids)
Source: RefSeq, a predicted model, not a curated record